AUGAGAAACCACACAGUGAUCACAGAGUUCAUCCUCCUGGGACUUUCUGAUGACCCCAAACUGCAGGUUGUGAUUUUUCUUUUUCUGUUUAUUACCUAUAUCUUAAGUAUUACUGGGAACCUCACCAUCAUCACCCUUACCCUGCUGGAUUCCCAUCUUCAGACACCCAUGUAUUUUUUCCUCAGGAAUUUUGCCUUCCUAGAAGUCUCUUUUACUACUGUUUGCAUUCCUCGAUUCCUGAGCACCAUUAUUACUGGAAACAAAACCAUUUCUUUUAACUGCUGUGCAGCUCAACUAUUCUUUUUCAUUUUUAUGGGGGUUACUGAAUUUUACUUACUUACAGCCAUGUCCUAUGAUCGUUAUGUUGCCAUUUGCAAGCCCCUGCAUUAUACAACCAUUAUGAGCAAUAAAGUCUGCAUCUUUCUUGUCCUCUGUGCUUGGCUAGGUGGAUUCCUGACUAUUUUCCCACCCCUCAUGCUUCUUCUGCAGCUUGAUUAUUGUGGGUCCAAUGUUAUUGAUCAUUUUUCCUGUGACUUUUUCCCCCUCUUACAACUGUCUUGUUCAGAUACACAGUUCUUAGAAAUAAUUGGUUUUUAUUUUGCUUUGGUGACUUUGCUGUUUACAUUGGGAUUAGUGAUUCUGUCCUAUAUGUAUAUCAUUAGGACAAUUUUGAGAAUCCCUUCUGCUAGCCAGAGAAAAAAAGCCUUUUCCACUUGUUCCUCUCACAUGAUUGUCAUUUCCAUCUCCUAUGGCAGCUGCAUUUUUAUGUAUGUGAAUCCCUCGGCUAAAGAAAGAGCAUCAUUGACCAAAGGAGUAGCUAUUCUUAAUACUUCAGUUGCUCCCAUGCUGAACCCUUUCAUUUAUACCCUAAGGAACCAACAAGUAAAACAAGCCUUUAAGGAUGUUGUUCAAAAGGUAAUGCCAUUCUCAAGAAAGUAA
Molecule: messenger RNA, 939 nt
Organism: Antechinus flavipes (yellow-footed antechinus)
Lineage: Eukaryota; Metazoa; Chordata; Mammalia; Dasyuromorphia; Dasyuridae
Product: olfactory receptor 6C3
Exons: 1
Coding region: 1-939 (312 amino acids)
Biological process (GO): G protein-coupled receptor signaling pathway
Cellular component (GO): membrane
Molecular function (GO): G protein-coupled receptor activity; olfactory receptor activity
Source: RefSeq, a predicted model, not a curated record